Molecule: messenger RNA, 2924 nt
Organism: Neomonachus schauinslandi (Hawaiian monk seal)
Lineage: Eukaryota; Metazoa; Chordata; Mammalia; Carnivora; Phocidae
Gene: PNISR
Product: PNN interacting serine and arginine rich protein
Exons: 13
Coding region: 363-2807 (814 amino acids)
Cellular component (GO): nuclear speck; presynaptic active zone
Molecular function (GO): RNA binding
Source: RefSeq, a predicted model, not a curated record
UCUUGUUCGUGAAGAAGUAGAAGCAUCGAAAGGUUUGGAGAGGUAUUGCAGGAACGGUGGCGACAACGGUGUUCCGAAACCAGAGUGGGUAAGUGGUGGAGAACAAUUACGCGUGGGGACUUCGCAGGCCAUUACAGCCUUCUUGGUUUCUGUGGCGAAGCUAGCAUAACUUAAACACGUAGGCUGCGUACGCUGCUUGGCGCGACCGCUGGAACCUCAUCUCCUUAAAGCGGCGGUGUCCGCCCGACUUGGGCAUAAGUAAUCUUGCUGCUAUGCUUCCAAGCUGUAGUCUGAAUCAACCUAAAUUUUAAACAGAAGGUGAACCUCUGAGGUAGAAAAUCAAAUAUAUUUUAAAAGGCAGGAUGUGGGAUCAAGGAGGACAGCCUUGGCAGCAAUGGCCCUUGAACCAGCAACAGUGGAUGCAGUCAUUCCAGCACCAGCAGGAUCCAAGCCAGAUUGACUGGGCUGCAUUGGCUCAAGCUUGGAUUGCCCAAAGAGAAGCUUCAGGGCAGCAAAGUAUGGUAGAACAACCACCAGGAAUGAUGCCAAAUGGACAAGAUAUGUCUACAAUGGAAUCUGGUCCAAACAAUCAUGGGAAUUUUCAAGGGGAUUCAAACUUUAACAGAAUGUGGCAACCAGAAUGGGGAAUGCAUCAGCAGCCCCCACACCCCCCUCCAGAUCAGCCAUGGAUGCCACCAACACCAGGCCCAAUGGACAUUGUUCCUCCUUCCGAAGACAGCAACAGUCAGGACAGUGGGGAAUUUGCCCCUGACAACAGGCAUAUAUUUAACCAGAACAAUCACAACUUUGGUGGACCACCCGAUAAUUUUGCAGUGGGGCCAGUGAACCAGUUUGACUAUCAGCAUGGGGCUGCUUUUGGUCCACCGCAAGGUGGAUUUCAUCCUCCUUAUUGGCAACCAGGACCUCCAGGACCUCCAGCACCUCCCCAGAAUCGAAGAGAAAGGCCAUCAUCAUUCAGGGAUCGGCAGAGAUCACCUAUUGCACUUCCUGUGAAGCAGGAGCCUCCACAAAUUGAUGCAGUAAAACGCAGGACUCUUCCAGCUUGGAUUCGAGAAGGUCUUGAAAAAAUGGAACGUGAAAAGCAGAAGAAGUUGGAGAAAGAAAGAAUGGAGCAACAACGUUCACAAUUGUCCAAAAAAGAAAAGAAGGCCACAGAAGAUGCUGAAGGAGGAGAUGGCCCUCGUUUACCUCAGAGAAGUAAAUUUGAUAGUGAUGAGGAAGAUGAAGACACUGAAAAUGUUGAGGCUGCUAGUAGUGGAAAAGUCACCAGAAGUCCAUCUCCAGUUCCUCAAGAAGAGCAAAGCGAACCAGAGAUGACUGAAGAAGAGAAAGAGUAUCAAAUGAUGUUGCUGACAAAAAUGCUUCUGACCGAAAUUCUACUAGAUGUCACAGAUGAAGAAAUUUAUUAUGUAGCCAAAGAUGCACACCGGAAAGCAACGAAAGCUCCUGCAAAACAGCUGGCACAGUCCAGUGCACUGGCUUCCCUCACUGGACUCGGUGGACUGGGUGGUUAUGGAUCAGGAGACAGUGAAGAUGAGAGGAGUGACAGAGGCUCUGAGUCAUCUGACACUGAUGAUGAGGAAUUACGGCACCGAAUCCGGCAAAAACAGGAAGCGUUUUGGAGAAAAGAAAAAGAACAGCAGCUGUUACAUGAUAAACAGAUGGAAGAAGAAAAGCAACAAACAGAAAGGGUUACAAAAGAGAUGAAUGAAUUUAUCCAUAAAGAGCAAAAUAGUUUAUCACUACUAGAAGCAAGAGAAGCAGACGGUGAUGUGGUUAAUGAAAAGAAAAGAACUCCAAAUGAAACUACGUCAGUUUUAGAACCAAAAAAAGAGCAUAAAGAAAAAGAGAAACAAGGAAGGAGUAGAUCAGGAAGUUCUAGUAGUGGUAGUUCCAGUAGCAAUAGCAGAACUAGUAGUACUAGUAGUACUGUCUCUAGCUCUUCAUACAGUUCUAGCUCAGGUAGUAGUCGUACUUCUUCUCGAUCUUCUUCUCCUAAAAGGAAAAAAAGACAUAGUAGGAGUAGAUCUCCAACAAUUAAAGCUAGACGGAGUAGAAGUAGAAGUUACUCUCGCAGAAUUAAAAUAGAGAGCAAUAGGGCUAGAGUAAAGAUUAGAGAUAGGAGGAGAUCUAAUAGAAAUAGCAUUGAAAGAGAAAGACGAAGAAAUCGGAGUCCUUCUCGAGAGAGACGUAGAAGUAGAAGUCGCUCAAGAGAUAGGCGAACCAAUCGGUCCAGUCGCAGUAGGAGUCGAGAUAGGCGUAAAAUUGAUGAUCAACGUGGAAAUCUUAGUGGGAGCAGUCAUAAGCAUAAAGGUGAGGCUAAAGAACAAGAGAGAAAAAAGGAGAGGAGCCGAAGUAUAGAUAAAGAUAGGAAAAAGAAAGACAAAGAAAGGGAACGUGAACAAGAUAAAAGAAAAGAGAAACAAAAAAGGGAAGAAAAAGAUUUUAAGUUCAGUAGUCAGGAUGAUAGGUUAAAAAGGAAACGAGAAAGUGAAAGAACAUUCUCUAGGAGUGGUUCUAUAUCUGUUAAAAUUAUCAGACAUGAUUCUAGACAGGAUAGUAAGAAAAGUACUACCAAAGAUAGCAAAAAACAUUCAGGCUCUGAUUCUAGUGGAAGGAGCAGUUCUGAAUCUCCAGGAAGUAGCAAAGAAAAGAAGGCUAAGAAGCCUAAACAUAGUCGAUCGCGAUCCAUGGAGAAAUCUCAAAGGUCUGGUAAGAAGGCAAGCCGCAAACACAAGUCUAAGUCCCGAUCAAGAUCAACAACCCCUCCCCGUCGUAAACGCUGAGGAAUGAUGUGGCAAGAAUGCCAUGAUGUUUAAAAAAUUCCAUGAGUUUUAAGGGCUUGUCUCAUUAUAGAGGCACAUUGUGGCUGUGUAGGUGAAACCAGAAUCUUUUUUUUUUUU